GUUGGUGUCCGGGAGACGCGUUCCAGUCGCUGCUGCCGCCGCCGCUCCCUGUGCCGCUUCAGUCAUGCCGAAACACGAGUUCUCCGUGGACAUGACCUGUGAAGGCUGCGCUGAUGCCGUCUCCCGAGUCCUCAACAAGCUGGGAGGAGUGGAGUUCAACAUUGAUCUGCCCAACAAGAAAGUCUGCAUCGAGUCUGAGCACAGCACAGACACCCUGCUGGCAACCCUCAACAAAACAGGAAAGGCUGUUUCCUACCUUGGCCCCAAGUAACCAGGACCUGGGCGAGCCCCUCCAAAUGUACUGAAGAGGCUGUUGAUCUGGUCUCUUGGCAGAUCUGGAACACCAACUGCUCAGUCCAGCUCAGCCAUGGAAUUCCUGCCCAGACAGGCCUUCCCCUGCCGGCUCCCUGCCAUCUUCUCCGCAAUAAAGUCAGGCUGCAUUUGUUGA
Molecule: messenger RNA, 448 nt
Organism: Acomys russatus (golden spiny mouse)
Lineage: Eukaryota; Metazoa; Chordata; Mammalia; Rodentia; Muridae
Gene: Atox1
Product: antioxidant 1 copper chaperone
Exons: 4
Coding region: 65-271 (68 amino acids)
Biological process (GO): copper ion transport
Cellular component (GO): cytosol
Molecular function (GO): copper chaperone activity; metal ion binding
Source: RefSeq, a predicted model, not a curated record